This is a messenger RNA of Lachancea mirantina, 696 nucleotides long. NCBI's taxonomy places the organism in Eukaryota, Fungi, Ascomycota, Saccharomycetes, Saccharomycetales, Saccharomycetaceae. The record is from the annotation of a GenBank genome assembly.
AUGUCGUAUUACAACCGUUAUCGUAACCGUAAAAGGCCUGGACAGAUUGGAUCCAAUGAUCAGCCCGCUGGCGGCGAAAUAGGUCACGAAACUGCCGAAUUAAACGCUAUUUUUGAUCUCGGAAAGAAUAAAAGGGUCACCGUUAGGCAGUUCCGGAACAUCAAUUUAAUUGAUAUAAGAGAGUACUACUUGGACUCCGCGAGUGGAGAGAUGAAACCGGGCAAAAAGGGUAUCUCACUCACGGAAGACGUUUACGACGAACUGUUGUUGCACAGGCAAAAUAUUGACGAUGCGCUGCGCCGACUGGGAUCGCGGAGACCUCGAACGAAAACGGUGAACGUGUUGGAUGACGAGGUGGCGGCUGGACGCGGAGUCGUCUCGACAGGGGCAAGUCGCGAGACAUCUGAAGCGCCACGGCCAAAAAAGCCAAAACGGGAAGUCUCGAGACAAGUGACGCCCGCGCCGCCACAGGGCACUCCUGACGCCGAGAAUCGACUCAAAAAUGAACGGGAGUCGCGCGCACAGCUUGUGGUACCGACUUCCAACAAUAAUCCCAGACUUGAUGACCAUAUGCCAAUACCGUCGAAAACCGUGACAGAGGAGUCCGAUCUGGACGGCAGCGACGAGGACUUUGCAUUAGCGUUGGAAUCAGAGGUCAAGGACGUGAACGACGCCAACAGUAGCGAGGAAGAGUGA